This is a messenger RNA of Toxorhynchites rutilus septentrionalis, 994 nucleotides long. RefSeq lists its product as uncharacterized. The coding region runs from base 40 to 693 and encodes 217 amino acids. The record is from RefSeq and is a predicted model, not a curated record. Lineage: Eukaryota; Metazoa; Arthropoda; Insecta; Diptera; Culicidae. The transcript has 4 exons.
GAUACACUUAGAAACCGACGGUCAGUAUGAGAAUCCAAGAUGCAGCAGCUAUUGCUUCGAAUUGGACUGGUGUUAACCCUUGCAUCGGGUGGAUUGUGGGCGCUCGGAGAUAGUGGUGCGAGUUUACACCGGAAGAAGAGGAUCGUUUUCACAUACAACAGUGCGACUGGUAUUCUAUGCGCACUAUCCAUCCCGCUGAUCAUUCCGGACAGGAAUAUAUUUGUGUCGUACAAUUUCGAAAUGAACUAUAAUAUGCCAACGACCGCGCAGGACUUCACGCAAGGUGCUUUGCAGCGAAUCGAUACGCCGGAGAUUGCAAAAACCAGGUCCAUGGAUGGUGCCAAUGGUACCGAGCCGUUGUUUGAGGAAAAUGCCCGAUCAAUUCGAAUGUGGCGCACUUUCACCCGAAAACGAGCCUACCGUUCGCUUGAGAUCAAUUUAAAUAGGAUGGGCCUCAACGGUAAGCGAUGUAUUCUGCGGGCAAUUUGUGAGGCCGCACAAGACCCUCUCCAUGAACACAACGGAAUCGUGGGAGAUCUGAUACAAAUUCUCCUGAUGCCAUCGCAUUCCGAAAAUGAACAUCUACCGGCGGAGUUCUACCGCGCGGAAGAAAUGGGUCUGAGGCACGACUGCAGCAAGUAUCGACGGCACUGUUCCAAGAGCAUUUUAGAUGUGAUAAGUACAAUAUACUGAGGGUGCGAGUGUGGAGUCUGUUUGCUGUUGAUUGUGUAAUAAAUAGAUUUAGUUUUAUUUGAAAUGUCUAAUAUUUUAUAAGUUUAACGAUUAUAAAAUAGUGUAUCACCAUGUCUUUUUUGUUGCAUUGCAUAUUCAGUUUAUCGGACCGAAAAAAUAUAUAAAUACUGUUUGCUUCAAAUACUAUUAAAUAUAGCAGUUGUUAAACAACCUAUGUGUUAAAGUAUAAAUUCACUGAGUGUAAUAUUCAGUGGAACAAAAUAUGUAUAAAAAAAAACCAUUCAAAUAAAAUCUGGUUUAG